Diorhabda carinulata is the source of this 930-nucleotide messenger RNA. It is a transcript of the gene RpS6, whose product is annotated as 40S ribosomal protein S6. Gene Ontology annotation, molecular function: structural constituent of ribosome. Gene Ontology annotation, cellular component: ribosome. Gene Ontology annotation, biological process: translation. The coding region runs from base 135 to 881 and encodes 248 amino acids. The transcript has a single exon. NCBI's taxonomy places the organism in Eukaryota, Metazoa, Arthropoda, Insecta, Coleoptera, Chrysomelidae. The record is from RefSeq and is a predicted model, not a curated record.
UUAGUUUUCUUACUUAUCCUUUCUGAAACAUGGCAGUUCCAUGUGCACACUAACGAGAUUUUUAUCCCGUAUUUAGUGAAAAUUAUACAAAGUUAAGUUUGAAACAAUAGUUUUCGCGUGUUAAGUCUAUCAAUAUGAAGUUGAACGUUUCAUAUCCGGCUACAGGAUGCCAAAAACUUUUCGAAGUAGUGGAUGAGCAUAAAAUUCGUAUUUUCUACGAAAAACGCAUGGGGCAAGAAGUUGAGGCUGAUGCUCUUGGUGACGAAUGGAAGGGCUAUAUUUUGAAAAUAGCUGGUGGUAAUGAUAAGCAAGGCUUUCCAAUGAAACAGGGAGUUCUUACUAAUAGUAGAGUACGUCUUUUACUUUCAAAAGGCCAUUCAUGCUACAGACCCAGACGUACUGGUGAACGUAAAAGAAAAUCAGUUCGUGGUUGCAUUGUUGAUGGAAAUCUCAGCGUUUUGGCUCUGAUAAUAGUAAGAAAAGGCGAUCAAGAAAUUCCUGGCCUUACCGAUACUACCAUACCACGUCGUUUGGGACCGAAGAGAGCUUCUAAAAUACGGAAGUUAUUUAAUCUAAGUAAAGAGGAUGAUGUUCGUCAAUAUGUAGUCAAGCGCCCAUUGCCGCAAAAGGAAGGUAAGAAACCGAGAACUAAGGCACCUAAAAUUCAACGUUUGAUCACUCCUGUGGUACUUCAGAGAAAACGUCACCGUUUAGCUCUCAAGAAGAAGAGAUGUCUCAAACGUAAAGAACAACAAGAUAUUUAUGCUAAACUAUUGGCUCAACACAAAAAGGAAUCUAAGGCUCGCCGUGAAUCCUUGAAGAGACGUCGGUCUGCCAGUAUGCGAGAUAGCAAGUCUAGCACACAGAGUGGACAAAAGUAAAUUUGUAUUUUAUUUUGAAAUAAUUUGAGAAAUAAACUUCUUGAAGUUC